AUACGACGUAUUUCAGUUUUAUAUGUCUCAAUACAAACUGACGGUCUUCAAUUAAAGUUAUUUUAAAAACAAAAAUUAACACGCGCGAGUUCAUAGUGCAACAACAUUGUGAAAAUUAUCUUACUGAAAAUCAAGUGCAAAACAAUUUUAUAUUUAAAUAUCUAGUAGUGAAAGCAAUAAAAGUGUUUCUUAUUUAUAAGGAAUGUGAUAAACGGAUUAAUGAUUCCAAAAUGCAUACGGUUUUUAUUAUUUUCUGUUUCGUUCUCUUGAAAUUGAAUAGCAGCUAUGCCUGUUCUAUGGAGAACAUCAAUAACUGGUUAUUACCGGUUAGCGCAAACAUCUACGAUAUCGAAAGAGAUAUAUUCUUUCGAAGAUCUACAUCUAAUAUAGAAGGUAUAAAUUCCGUAACGAACAGCGAAGGUUUAAAUGGAGGUCCGUAUUUAACCGUUUCAUACAGUAACUCCGAAUUCACAAUCGCUCCGAAUACUCAGUUUGAAAACUAUGAAGAAAACGAGACGGAACUCUCUAUAGGAGUUACUGUUAAUUUUAGAUGUACUGGUGGUUCCAGUAAUACAUUAGUUUUCAUUAUAAAUAUAAUAGAUACAAAUAACAAUGCACCGCAGUUCAGGCCAAGCGAUAACUAUAUUUACAAAGUUGCACCGCCGCUGCCGCCUGGCUUUCUGGUUACUGAUUGCGUCAACAAUUUAAUCGUAAGGGAUAUCGAUCUGACAACUCAAAGAAUUGAUUUUGAAAUUGAAGAAAACCCAUUUUUCGAAAUCGUUGCCGACACAUCAACAACACCUAAAGAAUUUAAAGCUACUUUACGAACUACUACAUUUAUAAGAAGAAUUUCAGAACCGAUUAUUUUAUGGAUAAGAGCAACGGAUGUUGAUCUUACCGGUGAUCCUCCGAUCACGAGCAACGCAACAGUACGUAUUGAGGCUGACACGGAAUUUGAAUUUCCUGAUGAUCUCAUAUUUUCACAAACUUUUUAUAUAGCUACUUAUACCGUAGAGGGAAAUAUUAUUCUGGAAAGCGACAUAUAUCUUCAACAAGGUUAUGAUGCAAGUGUAAAUUUCAGUCUAGACGGAGAUAAUAAAGAUGUCUUCGACAUUUAUGUCAAUGAAAAUCGAAUCACGUUAAGAGUUCAUUCACAACUACCUUCAGAUUUAGUAACAAAUCAAAUUUACCUUAUUCUGAAAGCCAGCCGCGAACAUACGAGUGGUGCAACUGCAACAAUCAUAGUUAAUUUACCUGAAGGGCCAAACUUUAAGUUUGAAGAGGCUUACUAUAGAGGUUUUAUUGUGGAUAAUAGUUUGAGUAUUUCGAAUUUGAUUUUACAAGAAAAUUCAGAGUACCCAGAAAUUGAAAUAAAUGUCUACAGCGAAUUUAGUCAAUAUUUUAGUACUAGCAUUCAAAAUAAUAAUGUAAUAUUGAGUAUGGAUCAACUUAGUGAAGAAAUUAUACAAAAUAAUAGCAUAUUGACAUUACAAGUAGUUGCUAUUGCUAACAACAGAACAGCAGCAACUGUGGUAGUUUUGGAAAUUGUCAAAGAUGACCUUAUUACGCCAAUAUUCGAAAAAAACAUCUAUAACGCUACAUACGAUCCUAUUGUAGGUGUGAUUGUAGAAAAUAUUACAUUUAUUCAAGGUUUUGAUGACACGGUCACUAUGUCUCUGGAAGGAGAUUUCGAAAGUUAUUUCCGAAUAACACAAGAUGGCAACGUAUUUAACAUUAUCACGACAGGCUUGCCCUCUCAUGUUUUAAACGAACAACGUUUGCUACUCACUAUAAUUGCCACGAAGCCAAGAACAGUAGGAGCGCAGGCGGUUCUUUAUAUCGCAAUGCCUGAAGCUAGAGCACUGGCUUUUAAAUCUCUUACUUACAGCGGAAUUUUGGUAAAUAACAGUGUUUUACUGGAGACAAUAGAGUUAAACAUCGGCUACGAUGAAGAUGUCGUCUUCGAUCUUUCUGGAGUGUACGCGAGUUACUUUAUUCAAUCUAAUGAUGGAAACCAAAUAACUUUAAGUGUAAGAGAUCCAAUCCCUGAAGGUGUAAUUUCUGAAAACAAUAUUCUUAUAUUUACCCUAACCGCAGAAGGUAAUGGUACUGACAAAGCAAUAACAACUGUCAUACUGGAAAUUAUAAAACAAGAUACAUCAACACCACUGUUUAGUAAAAACAUUUACAAUGGUUAUUACUUGGAUGCGGUAAUAAGCAUAGAAAAUAUUUACCUAACACAAGGUUUCGAUGAAGAUGUUACAUUUCGUUUAAUAGGAGAAAAUGCACAAUAUUUUGCUAUUUCGAAUACUGACAACAACAAUAUUUCUUUAACUUUAGAUACCACAAUACCGGAAGAAUUAAUUUUCAACAAAAAAGUUUUACUAUUUACUAUUUUAGCAGAUAAGCCUUUUUCAGUAGGCGCUAACGCCGUAAUAUCAGUUAAUUUUCCUUCAGAAUUAACCGAACCAACUGUGAUGAGGUUUUCUAAAAACAGUUACACUGGAAUUAUUAUGAAUGAAACGUUUACGAUUGAAAGUAUCGUAUUGGAUCAAGGAUUUCAACUUCAAACAGAGUUUUUAUUAAUUGGUGAUCAUGCAUCUUUAUUUAGCAUGAGUAACGUUGGAAACAUUGUAACGAUUCAACUAAACGAACAAUUACCUGAAGAGAUUAUUGAAAAUCAUUUUAUGAUAUUAGAGAUCGAAGCAAUCCAUCCAAGGACAAUAAAGGCCCACGCUACAAUAGUAAUAGAAAUUAUUAGACAAUUAGAACCAAAUAUAAUACCUCCAGUGUUUGAACGCCCUUAUUAUUACGGAGAAUAUUCUGUUGAAGAUAAAUUACAAUUCAAUCAAACCAUUCAACUCAGAGAAGAGUCUGAAGAAAAUGUUAGUUUCGAACUAGAAGGAGAUAAUUCCGUAUGGUUUUCACUUACGCCAUUGGACAAUGGAGUUAUUUUAACACUUCAAAGCCUAAUACCAUCAGAAAUAUUGGCAGAUAAUCAUCAGUUAAUAUUUACUGUCACCGCAAAUGUAUUUAACACCACGGUUUCUGCGCGAUCUACAAUUAUUAUAGGACUAAUAAAAGAUGUUAAUGAGAUAGUUGUCUUAGAGUUUGAUAAACCAAAUUAUAUUGGUACCAUUGACAACAAUACACUUAUUUUGGAUCCAAUUUUAUUGGUGCAAGGACUUUCUUCAGAUGUUGUGUUUACACUCCAGGGAGAGUUGACGUCCUAUUUUUAUAUAAUACUAAACGAGUCAACAAUUACAAUACAAUUAGAGGACACCAUUCCUGAUAAUGUAGUUUCUGAUAAUAGAAUAAUCAUACUAGAAUUGGUGGCAACUGCCCCACAAGCUAUACCUGCUUACGUCACAAUAGUUAUUGAAGUAGUAAGGCAAGAAAUUCCCUCUAAUAAUGAUUUACUUAAAUUUUCCGAACCCUAUUACAUUGGAACGUACGACGUGAGCGAUGGUCUUGAGUUUAAUCAUGUUAUAACGUUAGCACAAGGUAACGAUGAAACUGUCCACUUCACUCUUGUUGGAGAGAAAUCUGUAUGGUUUGGAGUUGUACCAACCGAGGAUGGAGUAACUAUAAAUUUAACGAGUACUAUACCUAAUGAUGUAUUACAUAACAAUCGGCAACUAAUCUUUGAAAUAUCUGCCGGAAAACAUAGCAGUUCAGUUACUGCUAGAUCUGCAAUAAUUAUUACCAUUACAGCUGAAGAAAACACCACACAAAUUCUCGGUUUCGAGAGAAACAAUUAUUUGGGGACUAUUGAUAAUACAACUGUCAAUUUGGAACCUAUACUUCUUGUAGUUGGAUUUACGCCUGAUGUGCAAUUUUCACUCAAUGGGGAGUUGGCGUCGUAUUUUUAUAUCACACCAAACGAAUCAACAAUUAUAAUACAAUUAGAAGACACCAUUCCUGAUAAUAUAGUUCCUGAUAAUAGAAUAAUCGUAUUAGAAUUGGUGGCAACAGCACCACAAGCUAUACCUGCUUACGUCACAAUAGUUAUUGAAGUAGUGAGGCAAGAAAUUCCCUCUAAUAAUGAUUUACUUAAAUUUUCCGAACCCUAUUACAUUGGAACGUACGACGUGAGCGAUGGUCUUGAGUUUAAUCAUGUUAUAACGUUAGCACAAGGUAACGAUGAAACUGUCCACUUCACUCUUGUUGGAGAGAAAUCUGUAUGGUUUGGAGUUGUACCAACCGAGGAUGGAGUAACUAUAAAUUUAACGAGUACUAUACCUAAUGAUGUAUUACAUAACAAUCGGCAACUAAUCUUUGAAAUAUCUGCCGGAAAACCUAGCAGUUCAGUUACUGCUAGAUCUGCCAUAAUUAUUACCAUUACAGCUGAAGAAAAUACCACACAAAUACUCGGUUUUGAGAGAAACAAUUAUUUGGGAACUGUUGAUAAUACAACUGUUAAUUUGGAACCUAUAAUUCUUGUAGUUGGAUUUACGCCUGACGUGCAAUUUUCACUUAACGGUGAACUGUCCACUUUGUUUACAAAGAGAGUGGACGGAGCAACGGUGUAUCUUAUACUAGAGAAUGCAAUGCCUGAAGAUAUUUUAUCUGGAUAUCGAGUUAUUAUUUUAGAGCUAGAAGCUAUAGCACCAGAAGCAUUACCAAGUUACACGACAAUUGUCCUUGAAGUUAUACGACAGAAUAAUUUACCUGUUCAUGUGUUAAAAUUUAAAGAAGCGUAUUAUACCGGGCAGUAUAAAGAAAAUGAUGUACUUGAAUUUAACCAAACUAUUGCUCUUAUUGAUGAAAGCAGUGAUGGCAUCGAAUAUACAUUGGAAGGAGAUAAUUCAAUUUGGUUUUCACUGGAAGGAAACGAAGAUGGAUUUUUAGUUAUUCUGUCUACACCCGUACCACAAAAUAUACAGUCUGAGAAUAUGUUUCUUGUAUUCAUCGUAACUGCUUCCAAACCGGACAGUGUUACCGCUAGAUCGACUAUUUUAAUUUCUCUACCGAAUGCUUCAGAAGAUAGCAAUAUUUAUUUCGACAAGUUAUUGUACAGAGGUGUAGUACAAGACAAUAUUAUAUCACAUGAAAACAUAUUUGUGUCUGGAUAUAGCGGGGCUGAUGUCGAAAUUCUUGGAGAACACGUAAAUUUAUUUGUCGUACAAAUAAAUCAAGGAGCUGUAACUGUUGCGUUAAGGGAUACAAUCGAAGCUGUAAACAGUUCUUUCCUGAUAUUUGAAAUUCGUGUGCCCGGUGCGGGAUGUGUGCUUCAACUAGAUGUCAUCAAUCAAGGGAUUCCAGCUCUGCCUACAGUGAGGUUUAGCUCCGAGUCUUACGUCAUAAAUGUCGACAUUUCCCAGACGGGACUGAUCGGACAAGUAUCUGCGACUGCGGAUAAUGGAGAAUCCAUUACUUACUCUCUCUCCAUUGACAACGAACUCGAAGAAAGCUUGACAAUUAACGACAAUGGUGAAUUACAUCUCACAACUUCUAUGAGUAGCGGAGUGUUCACGUUCAGAGUUGUAGCUACGACGGAAGUUACGCAAGUCGAUGUAAAAGCAACGGUUAUAUUGAUAGUUGAAUCAGGCGAAGAAGUGGGUUUACCGCCUCUAAUCAUUAUAGAAAAAGACGAAGAGUCACCUUACAACAAUCUCGUUACACUAAAUACAUCUCAAGACUGUCGAUAUGAAAUGACAAACCGUUGGCCUGUCAACCAGACAUGGCUAUACGUAGAUGACAAUGGACUUCACACGAAUGCUAUAGACAGAGAACAUAACUCUAUAGCGUUCAUGGCAUUAUCUCAAAUACAAGUGGAACUUAUCUUAGAAUGUAAUAAUGAAGUUAAAGUUGGAAGUAAACGCUCAUUCAACAAUGUAUCUACGACGUCUUUGGGACCUUACGACUACGGUACCUAUAGAUGGAUUCUAACAGACUAUAUUUCGUAUGAACCCAGACGAAGUCUUGUUAAUUUAAUUGUGAAUGACAUUAAUGAUAAUGAUCCUAUAUUUGAAUUGAAGGAUUAUGAACCAAUAGCAGUUGGAUAUCCACUACCUGAAAUAGAGGAGAUAGUUCCUCCUCGAGCUUUAGUGGAACUUACGGCGACUGAUGCAGAUAUUGGAGAGAACGCAGCCCUGGUAUAUUGGAGCUUGGAGACUUCUCUAGCGGUGUCACCCACUACAGGCCGCGUGCACGUUAGAAACAGUUCCCUGCUGCAGCCCGGCGCCAUCCUCAGGGUAUCAGCCACGGACCGUAACGGAGUAGACGGACGCACUGGAAAUAUUGACAUUAUGGUACGAUUGUUAGAUUUCCAUCAAAUCGCUGUUAUAACAAUUCAAGGCGCGUUUUUGGAAGAUGAAAACAGCGUUCUAUCAAAUUUGACGAACGCUCUCGGCUAUGAAGUCAAGUCUCUUAGAAGUGUCAUCUUGCCUAUGGAUUAUGAAACCAAUGAACAUACAAAUGGAAGUUAUCGAGCGGCUGUUAGUGAUGGAGCUCUCUUACAACUGUUUAUUUAUGGAUUAAUAAACCGUGAACCUGUUGAAGUUUCUCGACUUACUUCUGACAUUAAUAAUAUUGUUAUGGGUAACAUAGCUAGGACUGUAUCACUGGAAGAUCAUCUAGAAAGUCGUGAGAUAUGCUCACUCCCAGCACGUGAUACGGGCUUGUUAGCAGCGACAAUAGCACUCAGUAUUCUACUUUUCAUCCUAAUUGUGAUAUUCGCGGUGUGGUUUUUUCUAAAAUGGAGAAAGACGUACAAUUAUAAUAAUUUUAGCGACCAAAAUAGUUUAGCAUCGAGAGAUCAAAACCCGCCAACGGUGAAGAUUGAAGAACCAGUUAAACCGAGAAUCAAUAUAGAGGAAUUGAAGAGGAGUGAGAGGAGAUUACAAGAUAUUUUAGAUGCGCCUGAAACGUCGACACAAAAUGACAACCAACCGGAUACAGUUGUUGAUGUACCGACACCAGAGCAAAGAAUGCCGAUUGUUAUACAAUCAAUUGAUAAAUUAAAAGACGCAGCUGAAACAUCAGACGACGAAGAUGAGUUUGGAGAAACGCAGAAAGCGAGAAGGAAGUCGGUUGUAACUUUUAAUGAAAAUGUUGAGAAAAUUAUUCACUUAGAGGAUACUCCGAGCGACGCCGAUUACGAAGUCUAUAAAUUUUAAUUUUUAAUUUCUUAUUUUAAUAUUCAUACUGUUUUAUUUAUUAAAGAAUUGAAA
This is a messenger RNA of Papilio polytes (common Mormon), 7175 nucleotides long. RefSeq lists its product as uncharacterized. The transcript is spliced from 33 exons. The record is from RefSeq and is a predicted model, not a curated record. Gene Ontology annotation, molecular function: cadherin binding; calcium ion binding. Gene Ontology annotation, cellular component: plasma membrane; adherens junction; catenin complex. Gene Ontology annotation, biological process: calcium-dependent cell-cell adhesion; homophilic cell-cell adhesion; cell morphogenesis. NCBI's taxonomy places the organism in Eukaryota, Metazoa, Arthropoda, Insecta, Lepidoptera, Papilionidae. Bases 231 to 7121 code for a protein of 2296 amino acids.